UAGUGUCGUCCAAUGAAAUCGGCGUUACUGCUUAGGCGGCAUCCAAUGAGAACAUAUUGGCGGGGCAGUGCGACUUGAAGUUUAUAUAAGCGUGUUAAAAACGUCACUGUUGGCAUUCAGUAUCUGAAAAUGGCUCGUACUAAGCAGACUGCACGUAAAUCUACCGGAGGUAAGGCUCCAAGGAAGCAGUUGGCCACCAAGGCAGCUCGUAAGAGUGCCCCGGCCACCGGAGGUGUGAAGAAACCUCACAGGUACAGGCCCGGAACCGUCGCUCUCCGUGAGAUCCGUCGUUACCAGAAGAGUACCGAGCUCCUCAUCAUGGAAGCUGCCCUUCAGCGGUUGGUGCGCGAGAUCGCCCAGGACUUCAAGACCGACCUCCGUUUCCAGUCGUCCGCCGUUAUGGCACUGCAGGAGGCUAGCGAGGCUUACCUGGUUGGACUUUUCGAAGACAACCCCAACCUGUGUGCCAUCCACGCCCAGCGUGUCACCAUCAUGCCAAAGGACAUCCAGCUGGCUCGUCGUAUCCGAGGAGAGCGUGCCUAAACUGGGUAUUUACUUCCCCCCAAAAACAAAACCAACGGCCC
Gigantopelta aegis is the source of this 584-nucleotide messenger RNA. Its product is annotated as histone H3-like. The record is from RefSeq and is a predicted model, not a curated record. Lineage: Eukaryota; Metazoa; Mollusca; Gastropoda; Neomphalida; Peltospiridae. Gene Ontology annotation, cellular component: nucleosome. Gene Ontology annotation, molecular function: DNA binding; protein heterodimerization activity; structural constituent of chromatin.